Dreissena polymorpha is the source of this 2597-nucleotide messenger RNA. RefSeq lists its product as uncharacterized. Lineage: Eukaryota; Metazoa; Mollusca; Bivalvia; Myida; Dreissenidae. The transcript is spliced from 3 exons. The record is from RefSeq and is a predicted model, not a curated record. The coding region runs from base 120 to 1559 and encodes 479 amino acids.
GUUUAAUCUGUGUUUUUUAGUAACGCAUCGAAUCAAAUCGAAACUUGAUUGGCUUUGGAACAUUCGGACAGAUGAUAAUAUGAGAUCUGAUUAAGAAAAAGCGACUGUCGACCAGCAAGAUGGCUGAAGGAGGCGACGGCGAACGCUCGUCCGACAAUCCAAGGGUAGCAGCGCACUGCCGUAACAAUCCAUAUGAAGAGGAGUCCAAAGAAGUGUGUAUUCUUAUGUCUUGGCUUGGAUAUGGACCAGAAUGCAGACAAAAACGUCGAGCAUGUUACUCCGAGUAUGCACGAUUGUGGAGUGCGUACUUCGAAUCAUUGGGGCUGUUCAACUGCAUAUUUACUGGUAGCAAAUCAGAAGGCCUCUCGUGCUAUAUGGAGAAUGACACAGAUAUGUUAAGUGUCGUUUCGAAUGUAGUCUGCCUGGAGGAUUGUCUUCACAUCAAGGACAUUCCAGACGAUACAGUUGCGUUCCUGAUGGAUACAAAAUAUACCUACCCGGGGUAUUAUAGGCUUUUUCUAGUUCGACGAAAUGAUAUUCUUUGGGAUAUUGAAGAGGCAUUAUGUGAUGAUGGGCGUGGAAAUGUUUUAUUGAGCAGUGAUUUAUUUGCUGAUAUUAUCCCCGGUGUUGAACGUUCAGGACCAUCCACUCCUCUUGUAUUUUUGCAAAUGCACCACGAUCGAGUAUUAGCACUUCGUUGUCACAGUACCGUAUUAUUAAAGAAAUGGGCUGAAAGGUCUCGCCAUUGGCCACCAUUUGAAGUCGUUAAUAAAGUUAUUUCGUUUGGAGCAUGUUUAAGUCCUGUAGGGUUUAAGGAAAGUCCACACAGACACUUAGAAUGGAGAAUUUGUUUUAACUCUGGAGAAACGGAAAUUAUGAACAGCCUUUCAGACACCCAACUCAAAAUUUACGUUAUGCUGAAGAUGAUCGUAAAGGAUGUUCUCCGGCCGCAACAUAAAGAGGUAACGUCGUACACUCUGAAAAACAUAAUAUUGUGGCAAGCGGAGAGCUAUCCGCAAACAUUGUUUAGUGAAAGAAAUUUCUUUUAUUGGCUACGCGAAGGAUUGGGCAAACUUAAAAUAGCUAUAGCCACAAAACACAUGAAAUACUACAUGAUACCAGAAAGAAAUCUUAUGGAAGGCUGUAGAUUAAGACCCAACCAACAGAGUAAAUGGAUAUCAGUCAUCACAGAAAUGAUGAACGAAGGGCCGAGGAUUAUUCUAAGGCUGGAAAAGAUCCGAAAAGCCGUUAUCGCGUACCCAGAGCCUCUUAUGUGGUACAGCAAGAUGAGGACUGAGUUGGAAAUGUUAAUGCUGGAAGGUAUGGUUAGACAGCAUUUGUUCUUAGGUGAAAACGAUUUUGUUUCAAAUGAAAACGAUAUGUCUGUAAUAGAACAUCUUAUGCUGACUUUAUCCAGAAUGUGUGUUCUGUCCGAUAAUAUCAUUGGCGAGUUGCUAGCACGAGCCUUAGAGAUAGUACAAACAAUUGCUUUCAAUUUGAACGUGAGUAGUUUGGAUGCCUGUAUGAUUUUGCAAAUAUUGUAUAGAAUGUUGAGUUAAAGACAUUUCAAAAUUGUGAAAUAACCGAACGUUAGACGGUAGAUAUGCAUUUACACUGACCUACGUCUAUAACGAAUUUAGUACAAAGUGGUGAAAAGAUCACCAGCAUCUUCGAGCUCGAACACUGUUUGAAGGUUUGAAAAUCGGGUCUUGCAAUUGUCAACAUAAACUUAAAUUUUGCGAAAGUAAGGUUUAACCGGCAUUAGGUAACGUGUAAUGUUUAUAUUACCCGAAUAUGUUUUCAAUGUAAAUGAGUUGAUCGUGUCUCGUACAAUGUACUCGUUUUCAUCUCUGCUAAGCCAGGACAUAUGCCGACCGUGUACUUUUCCAUAUUUAGUCAGUCGCUUUUUAUAUUAGGAUUUAACAUUAUAGACGUAACGGAAGAAGACAAAACACACUUAAAAUACAAAAUAUUAUUUUGUUUCUGUUAUAACGUGUUAUGUUGGGCCAAUAAUGCCAAGAUACCUUCGAUAAACGGCUUUUUACUGACCGCACCUGAUGCGAUACAAGGUACGAACGGCUCUCGGCCAAUAUGGAUUUUCUAGCACUGUUUCAUGCCGUGCGAGGUCAGAAAGAAGCCGUACAAUUUGUUUUUCAUUUUGAGGAAAACAUUCAUUUUUAUUGAUCAUUAUUUAUAUCUAACAUGUUUGUGACCACGGAUACUGUUGGUUAGUCAACAACACCUCAUAUAGUAUGAAAUGCAGUGUCGGAGAAACCAUUAUUAUUUUUUAUUAAUGGAAGCCCCAUGUUCUUAAUUCUUAUUAUAUUGUGAAAUAGUAUGGCACAUAAAUAUAGGAUCUGGCAUGAGUUGUCAUAUCAUACAAUAUUUUAUUAAACGAGUUCAGGAUUUUCCUGAACGAGUUUAAUAAAAUAUGUUAUAUGACAAAGAUUGCCAGAUCUAUUUUAUUACAUGCUUUUAAAUGAGCAAAUUAAAUAAAUAUAUACGCAAGCAUAGUGAUGAAUCCCGAAUGUUUUUUUUUAUAUUUCGUGAUGUCAUUGGACGUUGCAACAUCAUUUCAGCAAAAUAACAACAUGCGA